Ceratosolen solmsi marchali is the source of this 2559-nucleotide messenger RNA. RefSeq lists its product as uncharacterized. Gene Ontology annotation, molecular function: phosphatase activity. Lineage: Eukaryota; Metazoa; Arthropoda; Insecta; Hymenoptera; Agaonidae. Gene Ontology annotation, biological process: dephosphorylation. Bases 1 to 2496 code for a protein of 831 amino acids. The record is from RefSeq and is a predicted model, not a curated record. The transcript is spliced from 13 exons.
AUGGUGGUGGUGGUGGGGGUGGUGGUGGUGGUGUUCAUGUGGAUGGUGGAAGAGGCAGCGACGACGACGAAGGAGGCAGCGAUCGUGGUGGUGGUACUGGUGGUGAUGGUAGGGGUGGUGAUGGGUUUAGUAGUGGUGGUGAUGGGUGAUGGUGGUGGUUGGAGUAGUGGCGAUGGUGUGACAUUCAAGUUAUUUACAAUGUCAAUCAAAGAUAAUUUCAUAGAAAUUUUGAUUAUAUUUUCAAUCAUUAUUUUACCUUCAUUACAAAACUCACACGGAUACAAAUUAGCAUCAGUUAGUGUGGUAUUUAGACAUGGUGAUCGUAGUCCUGAUGAAAUAUACAAAAAUGAAGAGUAUACAGAAAACGAUUAUUACCCAGAAGGUUUGGGUGGUCUAAUUAAUAAUGGCAAAAAGAGAGCGUAUGAUUUAGGAAAUUUUUUGCGAAAAACCUAUAAUGCAUUUCUAGGAGACUUAUAUAUCCCUUCGGAUGUUUAUGCACGCAGUACCGAUUUUGAUAGGACCCAAAUGAGUCUACUCCUCGUUCUCGCUGGACUUUAUCCUCCGAAGAAACAGCAGCUUUGGAAUUCUCAACUUAACUGGCAGCCCAUACCAAUAAAAAUUAUACCAUUAAAUACCGAUCCAUUUCUUUCUAUAUUCAAUUGUCCAGCAUUUUUAAAUGAAAUAAAUCGUCUCAUAACUGAUCCUGAAUUUAUCAAAGUUUAUAACGAAGAUUCUGUUUUUAAAGAAAAAAUUCGAAAUUAUACGGGAAUAGAACAUCUAGGUCUGUUGGAAUAUGCACAGAUUUAUGUACAUUUGCAAGCUCAAGAAGCAAUGGGCUUGGAAAUCCCACAAUGGUUGAAUGAAUAUUAUCCAACGGGACUUUUAAAAGUUUUAACUAUAACUUCAUAUAAGAUAUUUAAUUAUAAUAAUCUAUUGACAAAACUGAAUGGAGGUACAAUUCUUAAAAUUAUCUUGAAAGAUUUAUUGACUAUGAAUAUAGAUAAGGAAAGGCCAAAAAUCUUUCUAUAUAGUGGACAUGAUCUUAAUGUUAUUUCACUUUUAUCAGCAUUAAAUUUGUGGGAGCCAUUUCCACCACAAUAUUCAAGUGCAGUUAUUCUGGAAAGGUGGGAAAAGAAUUCCGAGAUAUACAUAAAAGUUUUAAUGUUCAAAGGAAUUCCGAAAGAAGUUAUGACACUGAUAAUUCCUAACUGUACUGAAUUAUGUCCUUUGAAAGAAAUAAAUAGAAAAUUCUCAGAUUUAUUAUUGGACACUGAUAAUAUAGAUUGCUUUAGCAGCAUAUACAAGAAAAAGUUCAUUAGUUACAUUAUAGUCAAAUUCAGUGCGAACAUAAUGCUAAAACUACAAUAUUACGCAAGAAUUCUCAUCCUACUUCACGCUUCUAUUUUACUAAGUUUGGAUGAAUCAAACGGCUAUCAAUUGAGAGCUGUCAAUGUCAUCUUCCGACACGGAGAUCGGACGCCAGAGGAAUUAUAUCCAAAAGAUCCAAACAAUCUAAGAGAAUUCUAUCCAAAUCCUCUGGGUGGACUAAUUAAUGCGGGCAAGAAUCGAGAAUAUUAUUUAGGAAAAUUUUUGCGAAAAACCUAUAAUGCAUUUCUAGGAGACUUAUAUAUCCCUUCGGAUGUUUAUGCACGCAGUACCGAUUUUGAUAGGACCCAAAUGAGUCUACUCCUCGUUCUCGCUGGACUUUAUCCUCCGAAGAAACAGCAACUUUGGAAUUCUCAACUUAACUGGCAGCCGAUACCCAUAAUUUCUGUUGAUAAAAACAAUGAUCCCCUUUUACAUCCAAUACCGUGCCCAGCUUAUGUUACAGAAUUUUCACGAGUGCAGCAAACGACUGAAUAUAAAAAUGAUGUUUCAAAAUUUCAUGAUUUAAUGAACAAACUGACAAUUCAUACGGGAGCGAACAUAAAUAGCAUGGAAAAAGUCAUAAAUAUAUUUCACACGCUAACGUCCGAAAAAGCAUUAAACUUAACUAUUCCAGUUUGGGCUAAAGAAUAUUUCCCAAAUGGCCUUCUUACCGAUGCAGCGAUUAACCAAUAUAGAUUAGUCAAUUAUAAUAAUUUACUUAAAAAAUUGUCUCUCUCUCUCUCUCUCUCUCUGUCUCUCUCUAUUCAAGGCACGUUUCUUCGUAAGAUCUUGGACGAUAUGCUUUCUGUGAAAAAAAGGGAAAACCGACCAAAAAUCUUUCUGUAUAGUGCGCACGAGACGACUGUUGCUGCAGCUUUGUUUACAUUAAAUGUGUGGAAACCAAAAGUACCGGAAUAUUCAAGCGCAGCUAUUGUAGAGCUAUGGGAAAAAGAUUCCCAAUUUUAUGUUAAGGUCCUGUAUUAUAAUGGGAUUCCGCCGACAACCGAAUGUCGAAUUAUUCCAAAAUGUGCCGAUUAUUGUCCUCUUGCGCAAUUCGAAAAAUUAAUGCAGGAAGUACUACCAAAAGAUUACGAAAAAGAAUGUUAUGGAAAUUCUGGUAAUAAUUGAUGUAAGGCAAAUAAAUAAUCGAUUUUUAUGUUCUCUGCCUUCACAAUGAAAUAGAAAUAAUGU